ACAUUACUCUGAUAUUACCAACAUUACUCUGAUAUUACCAACAUUACUCUUAAUAUAUAUAUAUUUUAAAGUCCUGGUCGUAGAAUGUGGAUCCUUGUUUUCUUUCCUCCUCUGCAGAAUCAGCUGCUGACAAAGGGAAUGGUGAUACUGAGGGACAAAAUGCGUUUCUAUGAAGGUCAGAAGCUAUUGGACUCCUUGGCAGAGACGUGGGACUUCUUCUUCUGUGAUGUUCUGUCCAUGCUUCAGGCUAUCUUCUACCCAGUACAGGGUAAGGAGCCGUCGGUGCGGCAGCUGGCCCUGCUUCACUUCAGGAGCAUUAUCACUCUGAACAUCAAGCUGGAGGACGCCCUGUCCCGCCCCCGCGCCCGUGUCCCCCCCUCUAUCAUACAGAUGUUACUGAUACUGCAGGGUGUCCAUGAGUCUAAAGGAGUGACUGAGGAGUACCUGCGUCUGGAAGCUUUGGUUCAGAAGGUGGUGUCUCCAUACCUGGGAACCCACGGCCUCUACUCCAACGACGGAUCCUCAAUGCAAUACUCCUCCUGCGUACUGGAAAAGCGUCUGCAGCGGUGCUGGCCCAAGUCAGGCGACGCCCCCGUGAAGAACCCGGUGAUGCGCUCCAAGUCCUACAACGUGCCCAUGUUGACGCCUGUGGUGGAGUAUGAUACAGAGACAGGCUCCGUGAGCAGCAUGGGCAUCCGCCGCCAUUCCGUCUGCGAGAUGACUUCCUGUCUGGAAGAAGGCGACAUCAGCACCACUUCCUCCCUGGCCUCCGCGGCCCAGCCGGGCCUCUCCUCCCUGGGGCAGGAGCUCAGCCUGACAGGGGUUGUUUGUGGUGGAGGUGGUGGAAGUCUGGAUCUCUGUGGGUCUGUGGGGUCUGAGUCUUUGGGGUCCCACCUCCAGCCCUCCAUCUUUCAGGCCUCUCACUCCCCAGGACCCUUCCUCCACGGCGGGGGGGAGUCGACGGUGUCCCCCUCUGUUCUGUGUCAGGUCCACUCUGGUUCAGAGACGGGGUCGAUCCCCAGCUGUUCCUCCAGCCCGGAGACAGUGGUAGAUCAGAUACUGGACUCUAUGGACUCUGACCCUGAUGGCAUCUUCAUAGACUUCUCCCUCCACAGCUGCUCAGACUCCUCAUCCUCUGGUUACAGCAGGGAGAGUGGUAGACAGAGUGUGGUGUAAUUUGGGGUUUUCUGGUAACUAAUCACAGUUGGA
Oncorhynchus gorbuscha (pink salmon) is the source of this 1209-nucleotide messenger RNA. RefSeq names its product proline-rich protein 5-like. The coding region runs from base 85 to 1176 and encodes 363 amino acids. The transcript is spliced from 5 exons. Gene Ontology annotation, biological process: TORC2 signaling. Gene Ontology annotation, cellular component: TORC2 complex. The record is from RefSeq and is a predicted model, not a curated record. NCBI's taxonomy places the organism in Eukaryota, Metazoa, Chordata, Actinopteri, Salmoniformes, Salmonidae.